Alnus glutinosa is the source of this 1422-nucleotide messenger RNA. RefSeq names its product protein disulfide isomerase pTAC5, chloroplastic. The coding region runs from base 87 to 1250 and encodes 387 amino acids. The transcript has 6 exons. The record is from RefSeq and is a predicted model, not a curated record. Lineage: Eukaryota; Viridiplantae; Streptophyta; Magnoliopsida; Fagales; Betulaceae.
AUCGUCUUCUCUUCUCACUAGUCAUUACCGCUACUACUCCUACUUGUAGUUAUUCUUCACACUCUCUCUCGCUCUCUCCCAUUUCCAUGUCUUCCUCUCUCCCUCUCCCUCCGAACCUCCCUCUUCACGGCAAACCCUACUCUCUUCCGCACUACUCUCUCUUAUUCCCAAUUUCCAAAAUAUCCCCACGCUCCCUCUUCAAAUCCCACAUUUGCCACUCCACGAGCCCCUCCAAUUCCGACCGCGAAGAGGUCCGAUGGCUCCGCGAGGAACAGCGCUGGCUCCGUGAAGAGCAGCGCUGGCUCCGCGAAGAGCAGCGCUGGGCCCGCGAGCGCGACGCCCUCCUCCGCGAAAUCUCCGACCUCAAUCUCAGACUUCAAGCCAUAGAGCACCAGAACUCGAUACAAGGGGCUUCGGUGUCCGAAACCAUCGCGAAUAUCGCCAGAUUGCUGCAGGUGCUGAAGGAGAGGGGUCUGAUUGCGGAGAGCGGGUCGAGUGCGAGCCCGUUGGUGUUAUUAGAGAAGGAGAAGGAGAAGGAGAAGAAGAAGGAGAAGGAGGUGGUGGUGGUGGAGGAGAAGGUGAUUAGGGUUUCGGAGGAGGGAGAGAAGAAGAGGAGAAAGACGCUGAGGAAGGGAUCGGAAGGAGACGAGGUUCGAGCGAUGCAGGAAGCAUUGCAAAAAUUGGGGUUUUACUCAGGUGAGGAAGACAUGGAAUAUUCCAGUUUCACAAGUGGGACUGAGCGUGCCGUGAGGACCUGGCAAGCUGCACAAGGCGCCCCUGAAGAUGGGAUAAUGACUGCAGAGCUGCUUGAAAUAUUAUAUAUGGAGCAUCAAAUUGUUGGUGCUGGUUCAAACGUAGAUGCCGAUCAGAAGGGUAGUACCGCGACUGUUUCACCAAAGGAAGGUGCAAAUGGAGCUGCAGUUGCUUCUAUAAAAGAAAUUUCAGAGGUUCAGCAGAAAGUUGUUAAAGAAGGUGUUUCAAAAGUAGAGGUGUACCAACACCGAGUUUUUCUCCUAGGAGAGAACCGGUGGGAAGAACCCUCUAGAGUUGGAAAUAGCAAGGCAAAAGAUGCUACAACAAAGUGCCUUACCUGUCGUGGAGAGGGCCGCUUAAUGUGUGCAGAAUGUGAUGGAACAGGCGAGCCAAACAUCGAGGAACAGUUUUUGGAAUGGGUAGAUGAGGGAGCGAAUUGCCCAUAUUGCGAGGGCCUUGGUUAUACAAUUUGCGAUGUAUGUGAGGGGAAACAAUGAUCUAGUCUGGUCUACACAUUUCCUCUUCUGUUUUUGUAUGUUAUAGAGCAUGUAUCAUAACAUCAUGAUUUUUUAAAUACGAUAUGACUUGCCAUAUCUUUUCUUCUGAUAAAUACCAUAGAACUUGCGAGAUUGAAAUGGAGGAGGAUCGUGUAAUAAGUACUUAACAUCA